Molecule: messenger RNA, 794 nt
Organism: Momordica charantia (bitter melon)
Lineage: Eukaryota; Viridiplantae; Streptophyta; Magnoliopsida; Cucurbitales; Cucurbitaceae
Gene: ROXY2
Product: Thioredoxin superfamily protein
Source: RefSeq, a predicted model, not a curated record
UAUAAAUACACACUCCUCACCAACAAUUUUAAUCCCAUAUCCCAUAUCUUUGUAAUCUUUUUGUGAGUUCAAUUCAUUUGCGAGAGAGUAUAGAGAUCAUGCAUUACCAAACGCAGCAGCCGUGGGGUUGUUACGUGGGGAGGGCCGCCGCCGGGGAGGAUCCGGUGGAGCGGAUACAGCGCCUGGCGGCCGAGAACGCCGUGGUCAUAUUCAGCAUGAGCACGUGCUGCAUGUGCCACGCCAUCAAGCGCUUGUUCUGCGGGAUGGGGGUCAAUCCAACAGUGUACGAGCUCGACGAGGACCCGAGAGGUGGGGACAUGGAGAAGGCGCUCAUGAGGCUUUUGGGAACCUCCUCCGCCGUCCCGGUCGUGUUCAUUGGUGGCAAACUCGUUGGCGCCAUGGAUAGAGUCAUGGCCUCCCAUAUCAGUGGCUCUCUCGUUCCCCUCCUUAAAGAUGCUGGAGCACUUUGGCUCUAACUCUGAUUCUAAUAUAUAGUCUCUCUUGCCAAUCAAGAGAAUACGUGUAUUGAGAAAGAGUUUGAAGAAUGUAAUUUGAUCGUGCAUCCAACCGUGAGGAGAGACCACCACGAUUUGUAGCAGUCUGGUCAACUUAUUUUUUCCAGGAGUUAGGUGCAGUACUGUUGUCCUUUGGACAUACUAAUUUUAAUCAACUAAUUAUUAACGUUGAGUUUUUAUUAUUUUUGUUUAAUCCUUUGAUUAGCAGAGAGAUUAUCAAUGUAAUUUGCCGAUCUCCCUCCUCUGUAUAAAAGUGAAAAUUUGGGAAAAAGAGAAAAA